Gossypium raimondii (Peruvian cotton) is the source of this 1171-nucleotide messenger RNA. Its product is annotated as calcineurin B-like protein 1. Gene Ontology annotation, biological process: calcium-mediated signaling. The transcript has 9 exons. Gene Ontology annotation, molecular function: calcium ion binding; kinase binding. Lineage: Eukaryota; Viridiplantae; Streptophyta; Magnoliopsida; Malvales; Malvaceae. The record is from RefSeq and is a predicted model, not a curated record. Bases 202 to 867 code for a protein of 221 amino acids.
UAAGCCGUCAAAGUUGUUUUUGAUUUUUUCGUUGUUGUUUUAUCUUACUUUAUAUGAGGCUUCGGUUUUUCUCGAAUUCUCUUCAUAUUAAUUCGUCGUUCUUUGUUAAAAGUACAUAGGAAUUUGAAGCUCUCUCUACAGCUUCAUUUCCUCUGUUCUUUCAGGCGACGUAUUUUUUAGCUUUUCGGCCAAAUUUCGUAAAUGGGCUGCUUGCAAUGUAAAGCAAAAAGACUAUGCCCCAAACGGGAAAACCCUGUCAAACUUGCUUCAGAGACUGCUUUUAGUGUCAGUGAAGUUGAAGCACUCUUUGAGCUAUUUAAGAUCAUUAGCAGUUCUUUGAUUGAUGAUGGGCUGAUUAGCAAAGAAGAGUUUCGGUUAGCUCUGUUUCACAAUAAUAAGAAGAAAAACAUUUUUACAGAUCGGAUCUUUGAUUUAUUUGAUGCUAAUAAGAAGGGAGUCAUUGAUUUUGCUGACUUUGUUCGAGCACUCAAUGUCUUCCAUCCGAAUACCUCGCAAGAGGACAAGAUAAAUUUUUCAUUUAGGCUUUAUGACAUGGAUGGAACAGGCUUUAUCGAACGUCAAGAGGUCAAGGAAAUGUUAAUUGCGCUUUUAAGUGAAUGUGAAAUGAAGUUAUCUGAAGAAAUCAUUGAGGCAAUACUUGAUAAGACUUUCAUGGAUGCCGACACUAACCAGGACGGAAAGAUAGAUAUGCAUGAAUGGAAGAGCUUUGUCUCCCGUAAUCCAUCAUUAUUGAGAGUAAUGACCCUCCCAUACCUAAGAGACAUAACAACUACAUUUCCAAGCUUUGUUUUCAAUACCGAAGUAGACGAGGUCGCUACGUUGUCGGAGAAUACUCGCUCGGGUUAGCAUAUUCAUUCGGCUUUAAGCCAUUUUUUGUUUUUUUUUAUUUUUUUGGUUUGUAUUGUUGACAUUGAUCACAAGGCUAAAAAAAGCAUGCUAUCGAGUUUUUUUUCUUUUCAAAGGGUAGCGGCUAAAAUAUGAUUGAUGUACAGAGUCGGCAAAUUAACCUAAAUUCAUCAGGUUUUGAUCCGACCUUGUAGGCUUUGUUACUUUUGGAAAAUUAAGUUCAGGGUUGAGGUGGGUUGUUGGUAUUUAAUUGAAAGUUUCAUGGCCCAAUUGCAUCGAGCUUAGAGAAUUAAUCACAAUCACA